Molecule: messenger RNA, 1938 nt
Organism: Closterium sp. Naga37s-1
Lineage: Eukaryota; Viridiplantae; Streptophyta; Zygnematophyceae; Desmidiales; Closteriaceae
Source: the annotation of a GenBank genome assembly
AUGGUCCAGGACGCAUUGACGCCUUUCUUCUCCCCGCUCCUCCUCUCCCACUCCUCCCCGCUCCUCCGGUUCCGCUCCUCCGUCCUCUCCUCCUCCACCUCUCCAUCCUCCGCCACUGCGCGCCAAGCCGCUUCAAACAGCACCGCCGGCACCGGAAAUGCCCCUUGCCCCGCACUUGACGCCGUAGCUGUAGCGCACGAUGCGGGAAGCGGGAGCGGCGGAGAUGGCGGAGAGACGAGCGGCGGAGAAGGCGGUUGGAAGAGCGGCGAGGAGGAACAGUGGAACGAAGCGCGUGACGUGCAGAAUCUGGCGCAAUUAUCGCGCUACACGGAGGCACUGGAAGCGAGGCGCAGGCGUAAUCAGUCAGACGUGGCUGUGGCGAGGGCGCUUGAGACGGAAGCGCGGCAGUGGAGGCAACGAACCUACCAGCAGCGAGGAUUCCUCUACGAGUUCAGCGCCUACCGCGUCAGCCCCUCUCGCUUCGUCGUACUCGCUAUAAGCGGCCUCAAUUUCACAUGGAUGACGGACGGGGAGGGCUGCAGAUGGGUGGGGCGAGACGGCAGCAGAGUGAACGGUUCAGUGUGGUACAGAGACUUCAUGGGCCCCAAAACUCAGACUGACUCGCUAGCAGCGUUCUGCCAGCUGUGGGGCAACACGUCCCGGGCAGGCGGCUACCUGGUGAUGACCAUGGAUGGCGUGGAAGCUGCCGUAUUCAAUGAACGCCCGGGGCAGCCUCUGGAACCACCACCGGACGCCUCCCUCCCAGUCCACCUCACGUGGUGCUCACAGCCGCUCUACGGCACGUUGGACGCGGGCAUGGUGUGGACCUGGGCGGAGUACCACCGCGUGCACGCCAACGUCUCCCGCUUCAUAUUCUACGACAUGGCUGCGUGGACUCCCGCCCUCACGGCGCUCUUCACGCCGUACUUUGCUGCGGGUGUUGCUGCUGUUACGGACAUGUCGGCAGGGCGGCGGUUUGGGUUUCGUGCAGGAGUGGAGUUGCUCUACUUUACUACCAAGCACCAGACCCUAGCCAGCAACGACUGCAUAUACCGAUCGCUCCUCACCUCGCGCUGGGUGAUCCUCCACGACACAGACGAGUUCCUCGCGCCCGUCCCCCCGCACUCCCUGCCCUCGCUGCUCGCCACGCACGCCCACGCCCCCUGGCUCUCACAUGGUGCUUUCGCCGUCGAGCCCUCUGUCUGCCAAGGGGAAGGGGGGGAGGACGCACCCGCACCUGCUGAGGCUGCUACGGUGGUGCCUGCUGACUCUGGUGGUGUUGUGGGUGGUGGGUCUGCUGCAGUGGAGGCUGCUGGUGGUGGUGCCCGGGGGGCUGGAGCGGCAGUGAACGCCAGAAGUAGGCACGCAGAGACAGCACUGGGAACAGCAGGGAACGGCACGGAGGGUGCUGAGAUGCAGUGGGAUGAAGCUGCAGGGACGGAGGCAAAGAGACGUGCCGUGCAGCUGCUAUCGCGAAUGGUGUUCCGGCACCCAGACGUGUGGUGCUUGCGCGACAGGGCGGAGGGGCAGCGGAUUGACUCAGAGCUGUGUGAGGACUGGCGGGGCCACCGGAAACUGAUUGUCAACCCGCGCAAGACCGAGACGGAGGUGAUGUCCAUCCAUAAGGCAUGGGAGCCCGAGAAGUACAGCGUGACGGAGGUGAUGUCCAUCCACAAGGCACGCGAGCCCGAGAAGGGCAGCGUGACGGAGGUGAUGUCUAUCCACAAGGCACGGGAGCCCGAGAAGGGCGGUGUGGUGCUGAACGCAGGCACGGAGCUGCGGCACUUCCAUUUGCCUGGCGUGGUCAACCCAGUCAACGUGCACUGCCAAACCCUUGUGCCGCCCGGGGAGGACCACGUGUGGUUCGUGCGGGACACCACCAUUGCUGACCAGCUACGGCUACUAGCUAACGCCUCUGCUCUGCAGCCUCUACCCUGA